AUGUGCAACUACAUCUAUAAGGAGCUCAGCUGCCAACACCACUACCACUUGGUGGAAUCAUGGUGUCCCAAGUACAUCGAGACUGAACGUCGGUGUCCGCCCACCAUUCUGCCUGCCGAGAACGCCAACAACCAAGUCAACACCCAUGGGCUAAGCUUAUCCAGCGUCCCGAGUCACGCAUGUCCUACUCUCCUCAACUCCGAGCAUAAUGAGAACGACACGACGAACGACUCGGCAGGUCGAGAUGUGUAUUGA
Messenger RNA from Fusarium venenatum, 255 nucleotides. The record is from RefSeq and is a predicted model, not a curated record. NCBI's taxonomy places the organism in Eukaryota, Fungi, Ascomycota, Sordariomycetes, Hypocreales, Nectriaceae.